UCUAAAGCCCGUAGUACGUUAUGUUGCAUUUUAUAGUUUGGUUGACUGCAUUGCUGCUCACUUUUGAUGUUUGUCUAAGCGAUCGCAAAUGGGACUACGAGCCGCUGAGCAUUGAAGCUACUACUUCGGAUGCCUCAAAAUUAAGUCUCACUACAGAGGUUGAGCGCUUGUCGCGCAGUGAAUUUGCGUUUACUGGCACCAUAGAAUUUAACUAUGAUAUCGAUGAUACUACAACAAUUGAAGCUGUUUCGUAUCGCAGUAAUACGGGCAAUGAGGACGAUUACAAGCUGCUGCCUUGGAAAUUACAAAAGCAAUCAGCCAAGGAAUUUUUCAAGGGCUAUUACGAGCAGUAUAUCUUUAAAAACCUUGGUCACUGCUCAAAUCUGCCGCAGCUGGACAACAUUGAUCCAUGGCCAAAGAACACCUACAAAUUUGAGCAUUGCGUAGUCACUGGCGAGGGCAUGCCCGAAUUAGUACCCGAAGGUUUCUAUAAGGUUGUAUUCUCUGUAGACGGUGAGGUUGAUUGGGUCAUAACGGCUGUAGCAAAAAUUACGGCGAAAACAGAUUUGUAUGGUUGAAUGUAUUAAAUGCAUUUAUUAAUAACAAAUAUUCAAUAAAUAUACAUAU
Drosophila busckii is the source of this 627-nucleotide messenger RNA. The transcript is spliced from 3 exons. NCBI's taxonomy places the organism in Eukaryota, Metazoa, Arthropoda, Insecta, Diptera, Drosophilidae. Bases 21 to 578 code for a protein of 185 amino acids. The record is from RefSeq and is a predicted model, not a curated record.